AUGCCUGGCGAUCAACCGGUCAAUCAGCCUUUGGUGAGCCCGGCAAAGUAUCCCGUUGCGUUAUAUCCCGAGUACAUCACCUCCUCGCCAACUAUGAUUAUUAUCAAACAACACAAUUUACGGAGGGACUUUACUUGUUUUCAUGCCAACUCGAAUGUUCUUUUCCAUGUUGCUGGGAAGAAUCUUAGCCAAAGACGGCGCCGCACCUUUAUUGACCCAACAAAGGACACUUCCCUUUUUGAACUCCGGAGGCGUUACUUUAACAUCAACGAGCACUGGUACCUUGAGUUUCCUACCAGUGCUGGUGCUAGUGAUAAUGACGGCAUAAGCUCUUUCUGUUCUGUGGCUAUCGUGUGGAAGGGUUGGGCCAACUUCAAUGUCACCUUUAACAAUAUGGCUGCACCAGGCUCUGCCAAGGGCGAACGUACUGUCCUCGAGGUUCGAGCGCUCACUUUCAGGCGCUUGCUCUACUGUGUUUAUCUUGACGGUGCGAAGAUUCUUGACCUCCGUAAGAUCCCGUCCCCUGAGGCACCUGAGAGGACCCCUAGGCCAGGUAAAAAGCCGCGCAGGACAGGCUAUUGUGCCUGGGAGGUAGAUAUUGCAUCAGGGGUGGAUUUGUCUCUGGCCUCUGUAAUUACUGUCAUAACCGCAGAACUGAACAAAAGUGACAUAUGGAGCAGAAGGAAUCACGUUUAG
Molecule: messenger RNA, 696 nt
Organism: Xylona heveae TC161
Lineage: Eukaryota; Fungi; Ascomycota; Xylonomycetes; Xylonales; Xylonaceae
Exons: 2
Coding region: 1-696 (231 amino acids)
Source: RefSeq, a predicted model, not a curated record